UGUCUGAAAAUAUUUAUAAUAUGGACUCCAUCCAAACUUCAUACGGCAAGUGCCGAUGCUGUUUGAAGGCGGGUGAACAUUGCGACGUACUAAAAGAAUAUCACUGUGAUGGAACUCGCGAAGUCUAUUUCGAUAUAUUCUUGGAGUGUUUCAAUGUUUUUCUUUCAACAUCAGAUAAGAUCAGUAACCUGAUUUGUAUGGAUUGUAUCCAGAAGUUGCGGGAUGCUAAUGACUUCCGAAAAAUGGUGAUAAAUGCAGAGGAAAAGCUACAGUCUGUGAAAGAUCCUCCAGACUUUCAGGUGAAACAAGAAGGGAGUUUAGAAGUUAAACUGGAACCCAAUGAUGAUGAUGACAUUCAUGACUACAUGGACACGGAGAACAAGGAUUUAGGUUCUGAAAAAGACGAUACGCUCGCACGCGACGAGGCUCGCCUAUUGGCUCGAUUCUCAAAUCUACGGGCCCUGCCCACCAGGGACACCCUGUAUGAAGUGUGCCCCCAAUACGUCAUGCAUCUCGACAUGUUACGGGGAAAGACAACUCGCCCUAAAGACAUAGAAGCCCUACUGAGCCUGGAGUCCGAAGUGGAAAGCAAUCAGAAGAGUCACCAACGCUACGUGACCGAGAAGGCCGCUCACGUGCACAACGCGCAACUCAUUUUGGAGCACUCCAAUGUUACUGCUUUCAAGGGUAAAAGCAGAGUUGGACUGCCCUGUUUCUACUGUAAAUACAUCUUUAACAACAUUGAAGAAUUACGCACACACCAAAAGGAACAUAAAAAGAGUGAUAUCAAGAAAUCUUUGCAUUCCCUCAGCCCUUACUGCCUGGUUAUAAAUGUAGACAUAACGGACUUGAAGUGUACCUUAUGUGACGCUAGCUUUAAUACAUUAAAAGACUUUAAAAGUCAUCUAGAAUCUAAACACAGCCAAAAGUUUCAUACAGAGUUCGAAGACAGAGUAAUACCCUUCAAAAUACCUGUGGAUAAUAUUAUUAAUAAUUAUAUUUGCCAAAUAUGUGGUCUAAAGUUUGAAACUUUCGGAUCAAUAGAGAGACAUAUGAACGGACAUUUUAGAAAUUAUAUUUGUGAUGGGUGCGGGACGGGGUUCGUAACUAGCUAUAGGUUAAAAAUGCAUAAGAAAACUAUGCAUGUUGAAGGUACUUUCCAAUGUGAAACUUGUAAAAAGGUGUUUUCGUCACACCAGAAGCUUAAAAGCCAUGUAGAUACAGUGCAUAAAAUGGUAAAGCGGUUUAAAUGUACAAAAUGUCCGGAGCGCUUCACAGAUUAUUUUAAAAGACAUCAACAUUUAGUUGAAAAACAUGGUGAAGCCGAAUUGGAAUAUAAAUGUAAUGUUUGUGAUAAAGUAUAUGCAAGGAGAUACAUGCUAUCUCGACAUAUGAAGCGAGACCAUUUGGAGGAGCGUUAUUUUCAAUGUGAGAUAUGUUCUAAUAAAUUUUUCGCGCGGCGAGAUUUGGAGUCGCAUAUGGUUAAGCAUAACGGGGCUAGGAUUUUUGAAUGUGCGGUGUGUAAAAAGGCAUAUGCGCGGAAGAAAACUUUGACGGAGCAUAUGCGGAUACAUAAUAAUGACAGGAGGUUUACUUGCGCGGUGUGUGGGCUGGCCUUUGUGCAGAAAUGUAGUUUGAAAGGGCAUAUGAAAACGCAUCAUCCUGAGUAG
Molecule: messenger RNA, 1670 nt
Organism: Cydia amplana
Lineage: Eukaryota; Metazoa; Arthropoda; Insecta; Lepidoptera; Tortricidae
Product: zinc finger protein 354B-like
Exons: 6
Coding region: 21-1670 (549 amino acids)
Biological process (GO): regulation of transcription by RNA polymerase II
Cellular component (GO): nucleus
Molecular function (GO): RNA polymerase II transcription regulatory region sequence-specific DNA binding; zinc ion binding; DNA-binding transcription factor activity, RNA polymerase II-specific
Source: RefSeq, a predicted model, not a curated record